AUGCUUUUCACUUCUGCGUGUGUUAGAAGGUGGGUCAUUUACUUGGCCAACCAAAUUGACGAUUCACAAAUUAUUGCAUGCACAGUCAUCAGAAUAGGUCUUGUUUCAUUUUCUGAAUCGGACAAGCGUUCCGUUUAUUGCAGAGAGUUUAUUGGCUUUGGGUUGACAAUUGGGACUAUCCACAUAAAGCUAUUAACCUGCACUUCUGAUUGGCACGUGGAGUUUAUUUUGUGUAGUAUUCAUUAUACAGUGAUUGAUGUCCCUCUCAUGAUUCUGCUCACUUCCAACUCUUCUAUAGUAUUGGAUAAUUUAAACCGUAAGACAUGUUCUAAUGUGGUACGCAGGCCAACGAAAAGGGCCAUUCGAUCCCACGCAAUGCAACCAUAUGGUGUGGAGGGAGUGAAUGUGUUAAAAAAACAAGUUUCACCUGAGAUGACACAAGGAGAGUGCUCGAGUUAUCUAAUGAUGAAUGGUGCAGAAGAAGUAAAUGAGAGCUUUGAGAAUCAUAUCUACCGAGAGAUUAGGGACAAAAGGCUUUGCUUGGAAAUGACACAAAGAUCUUAA
This is a messenger RNA of Dovyalis caffra, 564 nucleotides long. Lineage: Eukaryota; Viridiplantae; Streptophyta; Magnoliopsida; Malpighiales; Salicaceae. The record is from the annotation of a GenBank genome assembly.